AUGACAGUUGGACCACCAGAGGAUAUGUGUAUCUUAAAGGAGAAUCUUGAAAAUAAAGCAACUAGGAACAAGGGAAUUAGUGAAUUUGGAGGUGAAGAUUUGGUUGAUGUUUUACAUAGGCUUAUGGAGGACACUGAACUUGAAUAUCCAAUCACAAAUGACCAUAUUAAAGCUGUGAUUAUUGACAUUUUUGUUGCUGGAAGUGAAACUUCAGCUGCAAUUACUAUUUGGGUACUAUCAGAAAUGAUGAAAAAACCAAAUAUUAUAGCGAAGGCUCUAAAGGAAGUGACACAAGUCUUUAGCGGAAAGAAAAAUUAUGAUAAUGAAGAAAAACUGGAAAAAUUGACAUAUCUAAACUUAGUGAUUAAGGAGACAUUAAGGUUACAUACACAGUUCCUCUUCUACCGCCUAGAGAAUGUAGGGAGCAAACAAAUAUUGAUGGAUGCACCAUAUUCCUGCAUGGGCACUUGCAAGAGAUCCAGAAAGUUGGCAUGA
Molecule: messenger RNA, 495 nt
Organism: Solanum tuberosum (potato)
Lineage: Eukaryota; Viridiplantae; Streptophyta; Magnoliopsida; Solanales; Solanaceae
Product: 5-epiaristolochene 1,3-dihydroxylase-like
Exons: 3
Coding region: 1-495 (164 amino acids)
Molecular function (GO): oxidoreductase activity, acting on paired donors, with incorporation or reduction of molecular oxygen; heme binding; iron ion binding
Source: RefSeq, a predicted model, not a curated record